Messenger RNA from Pochonia chlamydosporia 170, 1716 nucleotides. RefSeq names its product siderophore iron transporter mirB. The transcript has 4 exons. Lineage: Eukaryota; Fungi; Ascomycota; Sordariomycetes; Hypocreales; Clavicipitaceae. Gene Ontology annotation, biological process: transmembrane transport. The coding region runs from base 1 to 1716 and encodes 571 amino acids. Gene Ontology annotation, molecular function: transmembrane transporter activity. The record is from RefSeq and is a predicted model, not a curated record.
AUGGCAGAAACGGUGGAAAAGUCAGCAACUCCUCAAGUUGAGGAGCAACAUUCGUAUCCCGAUGAGAAGCCCGUCGCAGAAGUCCCCGAUGAAACUGCGCAGAAUGGUGUAAAAAUCGCAGAAGCCAUGACCUUGUCAUGGAACAAGUCUUCACUUAUUGCCGUUUUCAUCUGCAUGUGGCUCGUCUACUUCUGCAAUGCCCUCAGAUCAUCUUUUGCCGCAAACCUGACUCCCUAUGUCACCAGCGGCUUCGAGAGCCACUCGCUCAUGCCCGUGAUCGACAUCCUGGCGAGCAUCGUCUCCGCGUCCGUUUACAUGCCUCUCGCCAAGAUCCUCAACAUGUGGGACCGCACGAUUGGCUUUUCCGCCAUGAUCAUGAUUGCCACGAUUGGAAUGAUUCUCAACGCAUCGUGUAAUUCUUUUGGGGUGUACGCCGCGGGAAAUGUCUUCGUUGCGGUCGGUUUCGCUGGCACCAUCUUCUGCGUCGACGUCGUGACCUCUGAUAUCUCGUCCAUGAAGAGCAGAGGUCUCGCUUUUGCCUUCACCUCCUCCCCGUUCUUGAUCACUGCUGCUGGUGGACCCAAGGCCGCGGAGACAAUUUACGCUGAUAACUGGCGAUGGGGGUUUGGCGCCUGGGCUAUUGUGCUGCCGGUCGUUGCUAUACCAAUGGUUGUGAUCAUGCAGAUGGGUAAACGGAAGGCCAAGGCAAACGGAUACUUGGCCGACAAGUCGGACAAUACUACUCCGAAACGAGGAAUCCAAUACUACAUCACUGAGCUUGACGUCAUUGGCGUCUUUUUGCUCUGCGCCGGCUUCGUGCUUUUCCUCCUCCCAUUCACAAUUGCAAGCUCAUCCGAAGACGAAUGGAAGUCCGCUCACAUCAUCGCCAUGCUCGUCAUCGGCUUCGUCCUGCUCAUCUGCUUCGCCAUCUGGGAAAAGUUUGGUGCUUCAGUGCCAUUCCUGCCCUGGCAUCUCCUCAAGAACCGCAACGUGCUCGGGGCAUGUCUCCUCAGCACUACCUAUCAGAUUGCCUACUACUGCUGGGCCAGCUACUUCACCUCGUACCUGCAAGUCGUCUACGGUGUAUCCAUGUCAACUGCCGGUUACAUCGCCAGCAUCUUCGACAUCGUCAACGGCGUCAACUUGUUCAUUGUCGGCAUUCUUAUCCGAAAGACCGGUCGCUUCAAGUGGAUUCUCCUAAUUGGCGUGCCGCUGUUCAUCCUCGGUGUCGGCCUGAUGAUCUACUUCCGCCAACCGAACUGGUCUGUUGGAUAUACCGUCAUGUGCCAGGUCUUCAUGGCUAUUGCCGGUGGUGUCAUCAUCAUCGGAGAGCAAGUCUCUGUCAUGUCUGUCUGCGCUCACAAUGACAUUGCUGCCGUGCUGGCCAUGCUGAAUCUGUUUGGAAACAUUGGCGGCUCCAUUGGAAACAGUAUAUCUGGAGCGAUCUGGACAAACACGCUGCCCCAAAAGCUGGCUGAGCUGCUGCCGGCUUCUGCUCAGGAUUCACUUCAGGAUAUAUAUGACAGCUUGGAAACACAACUUUCGUACCCGCGGGGAUCAGAGGAGAGAACAGCCAUCAUUGGCGCGUAUGCAUCUACACAGCGACUCAUGCUUAUUGCUGGAACUAGCGUCAUGGUUUUGGCACUUGUGUGUGUGGCGCUUAUUAGGGACGUUAACGUGAGGAAGGUCCAGCAAACUAAGGGUAUGGUGUUCUAG